Thunnus maccoyii (southern bluefin tuna) is the source of this 3197-nucleotide messenger RNA. RefSeq names its product SH3-domain binding protein 1 (gene sh3bp1). Lineage: Eukaryota; Metazoa; Chordata; Actinopteri; Scombriformes; Scombridae. Gene Ontology annotation, biological process: signal transduction; regulation of Rac protein signal transduction; regulation of actin cytoskeleton organization. Gene Ontology annotation, cellular component: cytosol; intracellular anatomical structure; cytoplasm. The record is from RefSeq and is a predicted model, not a curated record. Gene Ontology annotation, molecular function: protein binding; GTPase activator activity.
UGAAAAACAGAAAAAAAACCCAAAUAUUCUGCUUUAAUGCUUUGAAAAAUAUGAGUUAACACCAUGUCGUUUGGCAUUUUCACUCUCUCUGAAUAUAUGUGGUUUAGGUUAGUGCCUUCACAGGGUGACUAUUAAAUCAUUGAGUGACAGAACUGAGAAAAAAAAUCUCUCUCUUCCCCCUAACGCUUCAUCUGUUCAACUUCCUCAUUCGCUGACUUGUGUUAAAUGUGACCUAAGAGACACGCUUCUGAAACAAGAACGAAAACCGACGACCAAAACACGCAGACAGCAACACACAAAGGGACGCACAGACACACAGAGGCAGAGGCAACCGGUCUGUACCUUCUUUACCUGAUGAAGUGACACAGCUGGACCCUGUGUGGACGGUUUUUUUUCGGAGCAGGAAAACUUUAGGUUGAAAGAGAGAAGGUCUUCACAGCCAGCAUGCUCCGACAGUCUCUGAGCAUCCUGAAGCAGUUUGGCUAUGCUGUAAAGUCACAAGAUGCCACUGAACUUCUACAUGAGGACCUCGUUAUGGUGGAGCAGCGGGUGGAACCGGCCAAGAAGGCGGCUCAAGUGCUGCAUAAGAAGCUGCAGUGCUGCAUGCAGAGUCAGACGGGGCUGGAGGCUGAAAAACGAAUGAAAAAGCUCCCUCUGAUGCUGCUGUCUAUCAGCAUGGCAGAAAGCCUCAAAGACUUCGAUGCAGAGUCCUCUAUCAGGAGGGUGUUGGAGAUGUGCUGUUUCAUGGAGAAGAUGUUGGCCACGAUGCUGGCAGAGUUUGAGAUGAAAGUAGAGAAGGAAGUCCUGGAGCCGCUCAACAAGCUCAGCGAGGAUGAUUUACCAGAGAUCCUCAAGAACAAGAAGCAGUUUGCAAAGCUCACUACAGACUGGAACAACGCAAAAAUCAAGAGCCAGGCCAGCACUGGUCCCCAGGCAAAGCAGGAUGGUCUCAGGGAAGAAGUGGAGGAGGCUUGGAGGAAGCUGGAGAGCAUCAAGGACCAGUAUUCAGCAGAUUUGUAUCACUUUGCAACUAAAGAAGAUGAUUACGCUAACUACUUCAUCCGUCUUCUCGAGCUCCAAGCAGAGUACCACAAAACUUCACAACAGUUCCUUGACAAAAACAUCAGCGAGCUCAAAGAGAAUCAUAGUCAAAAAGGGCCACCACUAUGCCUCUCUAACCAGAAGGUCUAUGGGGAGCCUCUGCUCUCCCAUCUGUCUCAAAGCAACAGAGAAAUUGCUACACCCAUCCAGGAGUGUAUUCACAUGCUGCUGAGAACAGGCAUGAGAGAGGAGGGUCUGUUUCGGCUGGCGGCGGCAGCCUCGGUGGUGAAGAGGCUAAAGACUUGUCUGGAUCAAGAGAUGGUUGACCACAGCGAGUUCAGCAUGGACCCUCACGCUGUGGCCGGAGCUUUGAAGUGUUACCUGAGAGAACUCCCUGAACCUCUUAUGACCUUUGAACUCUACAAUGACUGGUUUAAAGCAGCAGGGGAGAAAGACUUGACAGAGAAGAUGGAGCAGUUCAGAGUACUGCUGAAGAAACUGCCGCUUGAAAAUUACAACAACCUCAGGUACCUGAUCCAGUUCUUGUCUCUGUUGUCGGAGCAGCAGGCUAUAAACAAGAUGACCCCCAGUAACAUUGCCAUCGUCUUGGGGCCCAACUUGCUUUGGCCACAAGCUGAAGGGGAAGUUGCUCUGUUUGACAUGGCGUCAGCUUCUUCAGUCCAGGUGGUGACGGUCAUUGAGCCUCUUAUUCAGUACAGCUCCAGCCUCUUUCCUGAAGCUGUAUCCUUUGAGAUCCCAGAGCUUCCCGAGGUCCAAGAUGUGACCCUGUCUGCCCCUGUUACCCAGUGUCUGAUGUCACAAAAAGAGAAACUGAACAGAACAGUGUCCUCCUCUUCCUCCACUGCCUCCUCCUGCUCCUCCCAUCAUGUCCUUCUCUCCAAGACAAACAGCACAGCCUCUCAGGACAGUGGCGGCUUCUUCUUGAUGAAAUCCGGCUCUGUGAGUCGCAGUGGCACCUCCACAUGGGCCAGCCCUACAGCUGAGUCGACGACCCCGGCCCAACAAAACACAACACCCAGCAGUUCAUCCUCCAUCGAUCCCAUCUCCUUUCUGGCCCCUAACGCUUUCACUGCCUGCAGCUCAACAGCAAACCAAAACCCACCCCCACCUCCCACAGCUACAGGAUCAGUGUCAAGCCCAGGUCAGACCUGGACUCCCACCCAGAGGCAGUGCUCAGAUCAGGGCCAGCUGGAGCCAAUAUUGGAAGCACCUCCAGAUUCUCCGAGAGCCUUUGUGAAGCUCUCCACACCGUAUAAACCAAAGAGAUCUUUCAACGUGAACAAAGAUAAUGAGCAGGCCACAGUUCUCUUCUCCAAACCGAGAGCCCCAGCGCCUUCUAAACCCCAGGCCCCGCCGCCACCCCCCAUUUCGGCUGCGCCAGCAGACACUAAGACCCAGCCGACGCCUGCACCCCGAGCUCACCCGGCCAUCCCCAAGAAGCCUCCGCCGAAAAAGCCUGGACUCAAAGCCCCAAACUGCCCUCCACCACUUCCUCCUCCAUCACAGGCAAAAGAGGUUCCUUCUAUAGCACAGUGAGAAACGUUAUGUAUGUGUGACUGUGACUUUUUGUUGUUGUACAUCUUCAAAAAGGUAUAUUGGCUGUCUAGCACAGUUGAAACACUUGCGAUUCGUGAAAAAAUCUUCCCUUUUAUACAUUUGCAUUUUUCACUAUUGCCAUUAUGUGUUGUGCAAUACCUUCCAGGAUGUAUUUUGAGGUGAAGAGUUGCAGCUUAAUUUACAUUUUUUUGGUCCACUCACCUUUCUGUAAUCAGUAUAAUUUAUUUAUUUUUCAAUUGCCGCUGUGCCACAUUUCCCAGAAUGCAAAGUACAUGCAGGAAAGUGAGUGUUCCUGGUUUAAAAAAUAAUCAGACAUCCAAAACAAAUUGCUACAGUUGCUGUUUUAAAGUGUUUUUAGGGUAUAAUUUUCUAUAAAUGUAAUAAAGAAUAGUAUCCAUGUCAGCUAAUAAAGGAUAAGAAAAUUAUUUAAUGAAACUUGAGACUGCAUUUGGGUUUCUGUUGGGGACUUUUCAAUUGUUAACUGAUACUCCACCAGAGCUGUGAUGAUCUUGAAUUCAUGUCAGAUACAACAAAUUCCAAAAGGAAUCAAAAAUAAUUCACUUUUUACAAACACCUUU